This is a messenger RNA of Manihot esculenta (cassava), 1930 nucleotides long. Its product is annotated as S-adenosylmethionine decarboxylase proenzyme. NCBI's taxonomy places the organism in Eukaryota, Viridiplantae, Streptophyta, Magnoliopsida, Malpighiales, Euphorbiaceae. Gene Ontology annotation, cellular component: cytosol. The record is from RefSeq and is a predicted model, not a curated record. The coding region runs from base 594 to 1679 and encodes 361 amino acids. Gene Ontology annotation, molecular function: adenosylmethionine decarboxylase activity. The transcript has 3 exons. Gene Ontology annotation, biological process: spermidine biosynthetic process; spermine biosynthetic process.
GGCCCUCUUCCUCACAAGAGCAAUUUCGUAGCCUCGAUUAAGAGAAAAGCCAAAGAGAGGGAGCACGCGACCUCAUAAUUCACCGAUCAAUUUUUAGGGUUUCGUUUCUCUCUCUCUCAUCAUUGCUUAAUCAAAACCUCAUUUUUCUCUUCGUAUCUGCUUACAGGACUGGAUGAUCUAAUGGAGUCGAAAGGUGGGAAGAAAUCUAGUAGUAGUAAAUCCUUAUUCUACGAAGCUCCCCUUGGUUACAGCAUUGAAGACAUUCGACCCAACGGAGGCAUCAAGAAGUUCAGAUCUGCUGCUUACUCCAACUGCGCUCGCAAGCCAUCCUGAUAUCCUCAAGUAGGCUGCCUCACCACAUAAAGUGGUUUACAAAAUAUAAUAAUUGCUACAGUAUUAGCUGCUUCUUCAACCGAUCUCUUCCUCUUCCUCUCCCUCUCCUCUCUCUCUCUGCGACUUUGAUUUCCUAACAACUGCAACAUCUUCAAUUGCUAUUGCUGAAACCCAUUUUUCUUGCAAGUUGCAACUGUCACUGCAUUCGACUGUGGUCUAGUUUGGGUCUUUGAAGCAUUUUGUCACUGUUAUAAUUUCUGAUGGUCAAUAUGGCCAUGGCUGUUUCUGCAAUUGGUUUUGAAGGUUACGAGAAGAGGCUAGAAAUAACAUUUUUUGAGCCUGCCAUAUUUGUUGAUCCUGAAGGGAAGGGCUUUCGAACUCUUUCUAAGGCUCAAUUGGAUGAGAUUCUUGGACCAGCUGAGUGCACUAUUGUUGAUUCACUAUCAAAUGAUCAUGUCGACUCUUAUGUCCUUUCUGAGUCUAGCCUCUUUGUGUAUCCUUACAAGAUCAUCAUCAAAACCUGUGGGACUACAAAACUGCUUCUUUCAAUACCACCCGUCUUGAAGUUGGCUCAUGCCCUUUCUCUUGACGUAAAAUCUGUGAGGUAUACUCGUGGGAGCUUUAUUUUCCCUGGAGCUCAGUCAUAUCCUCAUCGCAGUUUCUCUGAAGAAGUUUGUACCUUAGAUAGUUAUUUUGGGAAGCUUGGUACUGAAAGUAAGGCUUAUAUCCUGGGUGGGGAUGACAGCCCACAUAAAUGGCAUAUUUACUCUGCAUCUGCAGAUUCUGCAAUCUCUUGUGACCAUGUUUACACUGUGGAGAUGUGCAUGACUAGUUUGGACCGAGAAAAGGCUUCUAUUUUUUUCAAAUCCCAAUCAGCUUCUGCAUCUACUAUGACCAUUGAUUCUGGCAUAAGAAAGAUUCUACCAGACUCUGACAUAUGUGAUUUUGAUUUUGAUCCAUGUGGUUAUUCAAUGAAUGCUAUUGAAGGAGCUGCUAUUUCUACAAUCCAUAUUACACCAGAAGAAGGUUUCAGCUAUGCGAGCUUUGAAACAGUAGGAUAUGAUCUAGAAGAAAUGAGCCUAAACCACUUGGUUGACAGGGUGUUGGUUUGCUUCCAGCCGAGUCAGUUCUCAAUUGCUGUACAUGGCGGUGUUGCAGGUGAGCAACUAGUGCGGACUUGUUCACUGAAUGUUAAGGGAUACUGCUGCGGAGAGAGGAGCCUUGAAGAGCUGGGAAAGGGUGGUUCCAUUGUCUACCAGACGUUCGUCAGUACUGGGGACACUGGUUCGCCUAGGUCUACUCUGAAAUGCUGUUGGAAAGAGGAAGAAGAGGAAGAUGAGGAUUAGUUUCAAUGGUCUUAUAUCUUUAAUGUUUUGUGUGUCUGUUUAAAUAAAAUAAAUGCUUUCAGGCUCUGCCUUGCCUGAUGAAGCAAUGUUAGUAGUAUUACUCUUAUAAUUUGAUUUCAACUGCAGUACCAGUGGUGGUGGUUCUCAAGGUCUUAAAACGAGAGAGCAGCAGAACUUUAAAUGUUUAGCCUUGUAUGCAGACUUGUUAUAGUGAAUGCUAUCUCUUUAUAUAUAUGUUGGUAUUGCGGCAA